AUGGCGGCAUUGAAGUGCGCCUGUGACUACUCAGUUGUCAAGAUGGCAUGCACCGACAUGGGCUACGACAUAGAGUCGUCGUCGGAGCCAGUCUCUACUCGCCGUGGCUCUGCCACGCGGCCGCAAGGGCGGUCACCUGGUGCUUCUGCUCCAUCGGGAGGCUCUCCCACCAAGCAUUUCCACUCGCGGAAAGGGCGCGGGGUAAGGAAGAGGGGUUUGGGUUGGUCAAGGUUGUCAGACGCGUGUGUGCCAGCGAGAUGGAGUCUGGAUGGUGCAAGGGGUAUCGCCAGGUCCCACAACUCAUUUAUGGGAGCCUGGAGUAAGCCAUUGCCUGAUGUUACAAAUCCCUUGAUAGCGGAAGCAACUUCUAUUCAAGAAGGAGUUAUUUUUGCAGCACUUCGAGGAUUCAACAAAGUGGUCACUGAGACCGAUUGCAUGGAAGUGGUGUUCGAUAACCCGUUCGUGAACAUAAUGGUGUCGGAGCUCACCCGGAAGCGCCUAGACACCAGGUCCAUCAUACAGCUUCUCCGUGGCCUUGAUGCGCCUCCAGGAACUACAGCAUUUAUUGAAAAGUCAAGUCCAUUUCCAACUGAUGGAAAGCUGGGAUGGUGGAGUACAGGUUUUUCGUAUGGCUUGUGGAUUGCUGCUCUAGUGGCAUCUGAGUUUUCUGUUGUACCGGUUGCAUCACAGACAUGGAAAUCGUACUUUGGGCUAACUCGAAGUGCAUCACCUAAGGACGAUAGCAGACGAGCUGCAACAAUCUUGUUCCCGGAUAAGGCUCUGUCCCUCAAGUUGAAGAAACAUCACGGGCGAGCAGAGGCUCUUCUGUUAGCGGCCUAUGGAAAAGGACUCGUGCUACCAUCAGAGAAGUUCAGCAAAACACAAAGAGUGCUGAAGCAAGAAACCAACUUGGCAUUGACAGGGAUGCCUGAUUGA
Molecule: messenger RNA, 936 nt
Organism: Triticum turgidum subsp. durum (durum wheat)
Lineage: Eukaryota; Viridiplantae; Streptophyta; Magnoliopsida; Poales; Poaceae
Source: the annotation of a GenBank genome assembly